Molecule: messenger RNA, 3488 nt
Organism: Lotus japonicus
Lineage: Eukaryota; Viridiplantae; Streptophyta; Magnoliopsida; Fabales; Fabaceae
Product: oxysterol-binding protein-related protein 2A
Exons: 11
Coding region: 503-2833 (776 amino acids)
Cellular component (GO): membrane; cytosol; intracellular membrane-bounded organelle
Molecular function (GO): sterol binding
Source: RefSeq, a predicted model, not a curated record
CUCCCAUGUGUGUUUCCAUGUUUCAUUUUCAACCUUGGAAACCACUUAAUUUAAUUACCAUUAUGCCCACCCCUUUAUUACCACCACCCAGCACUGCCCUUGCCUCUAUAUAUGAUUAUCAAUCUCCUCCUACUACAUGUCUCCCACUCUCCCAAACAAAUUUUUAUUCACUCACAACCAAAACCAAAACCAAAACCAAACCAAAACCCAAACCUCUUUUUUAAACCCUUUUUAUAUUUUCAAUAACCCAAUUUUGUUUUCCCAAUAUUAUUUUAAAAAUCAAUCAACAACACAUCUCCCUCAUUCCACUCCUCUAUCUCCCUUAUUAAUUAAUCCUCCCUCUUUCGAUCUACUUCCUUUCUCAGUUUCAGAGCUUCUCAUCUCCCCAACGAACCCUAAAUCAUUCAUUCACCUCAAUGCAGCUUCACCUUCAGUUCCAAUGAAGAACUGAAAAACAAAAAGUUAAGAGUGAGAUAGUGAUUUUUUUUUGUUGGAGGAGAAAAUGCGAGUGAAGGAAAUGCACCCUUUGUGCUGCAUCUCCUUGGAGAGUCCCGGGAUCGGGAGCCACUCGCCAGAGCCGGAAGCGGCGGCGCUGUCGAGGACGCGGAGUCUCCCGGCAGGCGGAUCUGACGGCAUUGGCCGCAGGGGAUCGGAGACGACGGUUGCCGGAGUGCUCUACAAAUGGACGAAUUACGGCAAGGGAUGGAGAUCCCGGUGGUUCCUCCUCCGUAAUGGCGUCCUCUCCUACGCCAAGAUCCGGUGGCCGGAGAAUCUCAACAUGCUCACAACCGUCGACGACGUCCGCCUCAUCGGAGAAGUAACCGCUAACCGCCUCGCCAGAAUGGAGAGAGACGGCGGUUCCCACUCCAUGCGGCGGAAGAAUCACCACAACAAACCUCCUUCCUCUUCUUCCUCUUCCUCUUCCUCUGCCUUCGUUCAUCUUAAGAUCUCAUCUUUUAGAGAGAGCAAAUCAGACGAUAGAAGGUUCUAUAUAUUCACAGCAACCAAGACUCUCCAUCUGAGAACUGAUUCAAGAAAAGACCGAGUGGCGUGGAUACAAGCUUUGGUGUCAACUCGUGGCUUGUAUCCACUUCAACCACUCAACGAUCAUCUCUCUCUUGCGCCAAAUCACAUAUCUGUGUCAACCGAGAGGCUCAAGAAACGCUUGGUUGAAGAGGGUAGCAGUGAGAAUCUUGUGAAGGAGUGUGAGCAAAUCAUGCUCGCUGAGUUCUCUGAAUUACAAGAGCAGCUCACAGUUCUUUGUGUUGAACGGUCAAAUUUGCUUGAUACAAUAAGACAGUUGGAGGCAGCUAACAUUGAACCUGAGGCCUCUGCCUUGCAUGACAGUGAAUACCAAUUAACAAAGAAUGCACUGUCAAGUCUAGGACGUGGAAAAUAUAGUGAAUACAGUACAACUGAAUCAUCUGAUGAUAUUGAGAAACAAGAGGUGGAGGAAGUGUCAGAUGAAGAUGAAAUCUCAUAUUAUGAUUCUAGAGAAGAUUUUACAGAACCUGGUUUUAUUUGUGGGUCAAAAACAGCUUUGGAUCAAGUGAACACUUCUGCAGAAGUUAAUACAGAAUGCAUUGAUAUGGAGAACAGUCAUGUCGAAAAUAUGAUCUCUGAUUUUGGUUACCCUCAGAUAGCAAGGCGAAAAAAGCUUCCGGAUCCUGUUGAGAAAGAGAAGGGCGUUAGUCUUUGGUCAAUGAUCAAGGACAAUGUGGGCAAAGAUCUUACACGUGUUUGUCUUCCUGUAUACUUUAAUGAGCCAAUAUCUUCCCUCCAGAAAUGUUUUGAAGACUUGGAGUACUCUUAUCUUCUGGAUCGCGCUUAUGAGUAUGGAAAAUCAGGAAACAGUCUUCUUCGAGCACUAUACGUUGCUGCCUUUGCAGUUUCUGGAUAUGCAUCAUCUGAAGGUCGUCAUUGCAAACCCUUUAAUCCCUUGUUGGGGGAAACUUACGAAGCUGAUUUUCCUGACAAAGGAAUUCGGUUCUUUUCUGAGAAGGUUAGUCACCAUCCAACUGUGGUUGCCUGCCACUGUCAAGGUAGAGGAUGGAAGUUUUGGGCAGACAGUAACAUUCGCUCAAAGUUUUGGGGAAGGUCAAUUCAGCUUGACCCAGUGGGAGUUCUGACCCUAGAGUUUGAUGAUGGAGAAAUAUUUCAAUGGAGCAAGGUUACGACUACAAUUUAUAAUCUUAUCCUUGGCAAAAUAUAUUGUGAUCAUCAUGGGAAUAUGGAUAUACGGGGUAAUCGCCAAUAUUCAAUCAGACUCAAAUUCAAAGAGCAGACUAUUCUUGACCGAAAUCCUCACCAGGUGCAUGGAUUUAUUGAAGAUGCAAUGGGAAAAAAGGAGGCCACAUUGUUUGGCAAGUGGGAUGAUAGCAUGUAUUAUGCUAGUGGUGAUGUGAAUGUGAAGCCAAAAGAUUUCACUUCAUCAGGGGCAACCUUGUUGUGGAAAAGGACUAGACCACCCCCGAACCUCACUCGGUACAAUUUGACAUCAUUUGCCAUCACGCUGAAUGAGCUCACACCGGGACUAAAGGAGAAGCUUCCGCCCACGGAUUCUAGGCUAAGACCUGAUCAGCGGCACCUGGAGAAUGGAGAAUACGAGAAGGCUAAUAUGGAGAAACAAAGGUUGGAAAAGAGGCAAAGAAUGUCAAGGAAAAUGCAAGAAAAUGGUUGGAAGCCUAGAUGGUUUCACAGAGAAGGUGAAAAUGGAACGUUUCUAUAUCUUGGCGGGUAUUGGGAAACAAGAGCUCAAGGAAGAUGGGAUGGAUGCCCAGAUAUAUUUGGUGAAUAUCAAGAAGGCAUUGUUGAUCCUUCAGAUGUUUCUUGAUUUUUAGUUCAGAUAUUGAUCCUAUGGCAAUGACAAGCAUAUUAUGAAUGCAAAUUAUGAGUCCGUGGAGGGUUUAUCUUGAACCCGCUUUGCAUGAGAGCAACUUGUUUUACUGAAUGGGAGAGUAGCCAUUUGGGACAUUUGAAAAUGAUACACUUCGUAGUUCUGGUUGGACAAGUUUGUGGAUUGACCCUGUGUUGUGACAUUAACAGUAAAACAACAAAGGGAGUAGCAAAAAUAACUUGAGGCAACUCUAUCUGAAAGUUGCUUUGUAAUUUUAUUGACCUAAUGGACUUACAUAGCUUUGGAAAGUGCUAAGGUCCUCUGAGAAUUUCAAAUUACCAAGGCUGUUACUUCAUCUAGAUGAGCAUAUAUUUGAGCAAAGAAUCAACCUUAGCAACAGUGGUUAGAUUAGGGUGUUCUGUCUAUGUUCCAUUGUCAAAGUUUUAUUCUUUUUUUUUCUUAUAAUUUUGUUAGUAUGUAAAUUAUUUAUUAGCUUAUGUAAGAUUCUCUCCCUUUAUCUUGAUAUAUAGCUACUGACUUUAGCCGAAAGGCUAAUGAUUUAUUUCAUAUUUGUUUGCAUUUUCUGAAUAAUGAACGGGGAGAUGUGUUAUCUCAUUUGAAGUAUACCAGUACUACUACACUAUUUCAUUCA